GCCUUCUAUUUUGAGGAACCCUUCUUUUUAAACUCGUUCCAACCAAACCAGCCCUUUACCAUACUCCUCAAACCCACAUAUACGCAAUACAAAAAGUUUAUCGACAUGACAACAGCUGAGGCAUCCGCACUUGAAAGCAUUCCCGCUGACCAGCAAGGUAGCUUUUCUUCCUUUCUCAAAACGUUGGCCUCAUUCACGGGUGACCUCUCAAGCUUGACUUGCCCAUCGUUCCUGCUUGCUCCCAUUUCCUUGCUGGAAUAUUCCUCGUUUUGGGCUGAUCAGCCAGUACUGCUUACCACGAUCGGCAAUUCUGAUUCUGCUGAAGAGCGUUUCUAUGCUGCAAUCAAGUGGUUCAUUUCGUCCUUGAACGGAUCAUUUUCCAGCCGCGUCCCCAAGGGCGAAUGGGAAAAGAAACCUUUCAACCCCAUCUUGGGCGAACAAUUCAUCUGCUCGUGGGAUGACGGCACACAUAUUGUAUGUGAGCAAGUUUCGCAUCAUCCGCCAGUGUCUGGCUUCUUUAUCGAAAACAAGGAUGCCGGUAUCAUCAUCAAUGGCCAUGACGGACAAAAGACGCGCUUUUCGGGCACACAAAUGUUGGUUGAUCAGGUCGGUUACUGCACGCUGAAGCUGACCCAGCGAAAUGAAACCUAUCUCUUUACGCUGCCAUCCUUGUCGGUAAAUGGUAUUUGGUAUGCAGCACCCUAUGUUGAAUUGUAUGGCACAUCCUACGUCCAGUCGUCCAGCGGCUUUUAUGCAUCGAUCGAAUACACAACCAAGGGCUGGAUUUCUGGUGAACUGCAUCAUUUCAAGGCCAACGUGACCCACGCAGAAUUACUACCCAAGGCAACUGUGAUUGAAGGCCAAUGGACGGGCAAAUCGACUUUGACCAAAAAUGGCGGCUCUGCUGAACCCUUCUUGGAUUUGACGACGAUGGAGAAGCCUACACCCAAGGUGGCAGAAAUUGAUCAGCAAGGCGAAUUGGAAUCACGUCGUAUCUGGCACAAGGUGGCCGAGGCAUUAAAGGCAGGCGAUUACAUGACUGCAUCCGCUGAAAAAUCGGCCAUUGAAAACGAACAACGCGCAUUGCGCAAGGAACGGGCUGAGAAGAACGAGACGUGGAUCCCAAAGCACUUUAAUAACAAGACAGGCGAGGCCAUCUUUGGUGACUUGCGCGAGAAAAUCCUUGCUCAGAGUGACAGCAAAUUUGUGGAUACCAUGGGUGCAGAAUCUGGUUGGCUGUACAAGGACUUUGAAACCUUGGCUCCAUCCUCUAACUAAAGUAUUACUAAUAUUGCGAGUAUGGUUCACCUACUCUUUAUAAACACACGCUUACCAUCUUUCUCUAACCAACUUCCCUUCAAUCCACCGCCCACACACCUUUUCAUACACAAAAACACACACAUCACAUGUUUCUCUUUAUACAAAUUAUCAUCUUGGUUAUUGUCAAUGGAUACACAUAGCAGAUAUUCU
Messenger RNA from Zychaea mexicana, 1470 nucleotides. RefSeq lists its product as uncharacterized. The transcript has 3 exons. Bases 106 to 1278 code for a protein of 390 amino acids. Gene Ontology annotation, molecular function: oxysterol binding. Gene Ontology annotation, biological process: piecemeal microautophagy of the nucleus; exocytosis; endocytosis. Gene Ontology annotation, cellular component: intracellular membrane-bounded organelle; cytosol; membrane. NCBI's taxonomy places the organism in Eukaryota, Fungi, Mucoromycota, Mucoromycetes, Mucorales, Lichtheimiaceae. The record is from RefSeq and is a predicted model, not a curated record.